GGAGUAAAUUAAGUGUAAUUGUGUGGCGCUAUGCAUGUCAAAUUUGAUAUAUUUUUAAGUGAGAUGAUGUUUCAUAGCGAUCAAUUGACCCUUCCAUUAAUGAAAUAUUCAGCGGUGACUGUAUAAUUUGCAAACGAUUCAUAAUUAAGAAUGCGUAAAAAUAAAAUUCUAAUAAAUUACACAAUUAUAACACAGUAAACUUGACCAUAUGUAUUGACAAAAUUAUAUUAAAUAAAAUACCUGUGAAUACAUUAAUGAUAAAUUUACAAGGUUUUCUUUUAAAAAAUGCUUUAUAUCUUAUAUGCUGUGUCAUUUAUCAACUGUAAUUUAAUACCAUUAAAAUGCAUGACUGUAAGAACUGUGUAAUAUACAAACAUGCGCUGGCUAUUAUUCAGGGAUGGUUGUACUCAUGGUGAACCAUCUCAAGAAAGCUGAUCUUACUUUAUUACAGCUUCCAAAACAGUUCGUCCAGGGCAAAUAUAUAGUGUGACAGUUACAGUAUUUAGAUCACCUUCGCCGAUCACUGUUAGAGCUUCAAUACAGAGAGAUGGGGUAGAACUUUCAUCUGCAACACAGGAAUGCCGAUCAAAGAUCCCAGAAACUCUUCUUUUGAAGGUGCCACCAACUAGCCUUUUGGGUUUAUACCGAUUAAAAGUUGAAGGUGAUGUGCACGGAAUACUUGGUGGCAGAGCUUUUUAUAAUGAAACUGAUCUUCAUUACUCACAGCGAUCAAUGACUAUUUUUAUACAGACUGAUAAACCCAUUUAUAUGCAAGGAGAAACUGUAUAUUUUCGAGCAAUUCCAGUCACAACAGAUUUAAAAUCUUUUUCUGAUGCAAUUGAUGUUUUCAUACUAGAUCCUAGAGGUACCAUAAUGCGUAGAUGGUUAUCUAGACAAACUAAUCUUGGUGCAGUUAGUUUGUUUUAUCAAUUAUCUCAACAACCAUUCUUUGGCAAUUGGACAAUCAAAGUUGUUGCACAAGGUCAAGUUGAGGAAAAAAACAUUUAUGUUGAAGAAUAUUAUCAGACUCCAUUUGAGGUAAAUGUGACUUUGCCACCUUUUAUUUUGGAAAACCAACAAAUAAUAACUGGAAGUGUGACAGCAAAUUACACAAGCGGAGCUCCAGUUUAUGGAAAUUUAACAGUCAAAGCUAGUAUUGAGUCAUUACACUCACAUAGACAUUAUGGGCAACUUCCAGAAACAAAACUAUUCAUAAAUUAUUUUGAAGGCCAUGUGGAUUUUAAACUGCCGAUAAGCGAUCUUCGAAAGAUGAUGUCUCAUCUAGAUAAUUCAAAGUUGUUUGUGAUAGUUGAAGUUGGAGAGCGCUUUUUAAAUCAGAUACAGGUUGGAUUUGCUCAAUCCAUUAUAUUCAAGUCUAAUAUAAAAUUGAAGUUUCUUGGAUCAAGUCCACAAGUUUUUAAACCUACUAUGCCUUUCAAGUGUUAUGUAGCUGUUUCCUACUAUGAUGGAUCCCCUUUACCUGCUUGGAGAUUAAAUGAUCAGAAGCUGGAGCUUACAACAUUAAUCUUUUUCAAAAAUGGAGGACAAAGAGAACUGGAAACACAGUAUGAGCAGAUGAGUCCAGUUCAGUUUGGAAUAUGGGAAAUUACCAUUGAUCUGUUGUCAAGUUUUGGUUCUCUGAAAUCUCUGAAUGACAUAUAUUCUAUCUCACUUGAGGCUAAAUAUACAGAUGAUGAUGGAGAAAGAGCAAGUGCAAACCUGCUUGCUUAUGCUUCUUUCACUCCUAGUAAUCGUCAUAUUCAAGUGACAACUAGUACAAAAAGUCCCAGAGUAGGAGAGUAUAUUAUCUUUCAUGUCAGAGCUGAUUACUAUGUUGAACAGUUUUCAUACUUGAUUAUGUCUAAAGGCAUAAUUUUAUUAUCUGGUGUUGAAGAAAUGCCUGCUAGCAUCAAAACAUUUGCUGUUUCUUUGUCUUCUGAAAUGGCUCCAACAGCUACUAUUGUAGUUUAUGAUAUAGCAAGAGAAGGAGAAAUAGUUGCAGAUAGCUUGAAGUUUCCUGUUGAUGGCAUCUCUAAGAAUAAUUUCACUGUAAUGCUGAAUAACAAGAAAGACAAAACGGGAGAAACAAUAGAAGUCAUCGUGAAAGGACAGCCUGGAACAUAUGUUGGGCUUUCUGCUGUUGACCAUGUUCUUCACAACAUGAGGACAGGAAGUGACUUAAGUCCUGCUGAGGUUUUGGAAAAGAUGAAUACAUUUGAUGAAAACAGAAACAGCACUCUAACAUUUUCAUGGAAGUCUCGUGGCGGUAGUUCCAAUCAGUUUGUUCACUUUCCUUCUUCUUCAUAUGGAAUAGAUGCUAGUCAAAUUUUUCAAUUUACUGGUUUAAUAGUUUUUACUGAUGCUCACAUUCCUAAGCGUCAAGAUGGCUGCAGUGAAACUUCUAAAUAUUCAGCUUGCAUGGAUGGAACUUGUUAUAGAAGUCAGAAACAUUGUGAUGGGUAUCGAGAUUGUGCUGAUGGCUCUGAUGAGAGUGGCUGUCCUCCUCAAAAUCAGAUAAACAUUCCUGAGUUUCAGCGUACAAGAAUUAACAGGAUUAAAAAAAUGUAUGAUAAUACUUGGAUGUGGAGGGAUGUAAACAUAGGACCACUUGGGCAUUACAUAUUCAAUAUACCUGUUCCUGCUGCACCUACAUCAUGGAUAAUUACUGCAUUUGGAAUGAAUAGUGCUAAUGGAUUUGGUUUACUUCAAAGUCCUGUACAGUUUUCUUUCACCAAACCUUUUUCUAUGGUAGUUGAAAUGCCUUCUAAAUGCAAUUUUGGAGAACAGAUAGGAAUUAGAAUCACUAUCUUCAACUACUUUCAUCUUGAAAUAGAAGCUGUUAUAGUCUUAGGAAUCUCACCACAUUAUAAGUUUGUCCAUGUUGAACCAUUUGGUGAUGUUAAAUCUUAUGACCCACGGACAUCAUCUGAGGAGCAUCAUCAUCUAAUUUUUAUAAAGUCUGGGAAAUCUGCAGUUGUUUACAUGCCAAUUGUUGCAACUAUUAUUGGUGUUGCGAAUGUCACAAUUAUGGCCAAGUCACAGAUUGCUAAAGAAAUUGAAACUAGGACUUUGACUAUAGAGGCUCCAGGAAUACCACAGUAUAGACACACAAGUUUUUUACUAGAUUUAACUCAAGGAGCAUAUUUAAUGAAAUAUUUAGAUACAAAUGUUACAGAGUCACCAAUUGUGCCUUACCGUGAUGACCGCCUAUAUAUUUUUGGAUCUAAUAAAGCUACUGUAUCUGUAACAGGUGAUAACAUUGGAGCAGUAUUUCCUGCUAUGCCUGUAAAUUCUUCAAAUUUGUUGAAAAAACCUGAUUGGUGUGGAGAACAAAAUAUGUUUAAUUUUGCUGCAAAUCUGUAUAUGUUGCUGUAUCUGAGGCUAUCUGGUCAAAGACACUUACAGACUGAGAAGCUGGUUUUUAAAUAUUUAAAUAUUGGUUACCAAAGGCAAUUGAGCUAUCAACUUAGCGAUGGCUCCUUUUCACCCUUUCAAUGGGAUGCAUAUCCUAGUGUGUGGCUGACUGCAUUUUGUGCUAGAAUAUUUCACAAAGCAUCAUUCCAAGAGUGGGAAAACUUUUUAUAUAUAGAUCCUACUGUUAUAUACAAAGCUGUAUCAUGGCUUGUGGAUCACCAAACAUAUGAAGGUGCAUUCUAUGAGACAACUUUAUAUCCAAUGGAUCGAAAAAUGAAACUGACAUCUGGUCGUUCGAAAGAUUCUACUAAAUAUCGUAAUAUUACACUUACUGCACAUGUGCUCAUAACAUUAGCUGAAAUAACUGAUUUGAGUGGGGAUAUUGGUGCUAAAGCAGCAAGAGCAAAACGGAGUGCUCAGAGAUACCUUGAGAAAAUGCUUCACACCGUCAAGGAAUCAAAAGAUCCAUAUGAAAUAGCUAUUGUUUCAUAUGCUUUGACACUAGUAAAUAGCAUUGAUGGUGAAGCCGCAUUUAAUAUCUUAGAUAGUAAAAUGAGAGAAUCAGCUGGAUUGCGAUAUUGGAGCAAAGAUUAUGUACCUCCACUUUUAUCAAAAGUUGAAAACAAUAGGCCUUAUGUCGUUCCUCGUUUGCCUCACAAGUAUGAUGCUUUAAAUGUGGAAACCACUGCGUAUGCUUUGCUGGUACAUGUGAAGCGCCAUGCUGUUAUUCAGAAAGAAAUUGUGGCAUGGUUAAAUACUCAAAGAUCAACAGAUGGAGGAUGGGCUUCAACUCAGGAUACAAUAGUUGCAAUGCAAGCUCUCAUAGAAUAUGCUAUACAGUCUCGCUUGAGAGAUGUCAUGGAUGUUACUGUUACAAUUGAGUAUCCUGCAACAGGGUUCUCAAAGCAUAUUCAAAUUGAUGAUAAUAAUUUCUCUGAUUUGCAAACACUUGAAAUACCUGAAGCUCAUGGUGCAAUAAUAGUCAAAGCUCAAGGGUCAGGCUUAGCACUCAUUCAACUUUCAGUUCAAUACAAUGUUGAUCGAAAGCAUUUAAUGACACCUCCUCCUAUACCUGCUUUUAACCUUGAAAUAAAACCAUAUUUUUCUGGCCGUAAUAGGUCUCAUAUCACUAUCAAAUCCUGUCAAAGCUGGACUUUGCAAUCUGAAAGUAAAGUUAGUGGAAUGGCUGUAUUAGAAGUUGGCAUACCAACAGGUUAUAUAAUUGAACAGCAUGAACUUCAUGGAUAUGUACGCUCCCAUAUAGUUCGCAAUUUAAGAGAAGCUCGUUUUGAAGAAGGCAAAGUGACAUUUUAUUUUGAAUAUCUUGAUAUAGCACCAAUAUGUGUGACAUUUACUGUACAGCGAUGGUAUCCAGUUGCGAAUCUGACCCAGUAUUUACCUGCUAAAGUAUAUGAUUAUUAUUCUCCAGAGAGAUAUAAUGAAACUAUGAUGGAUAUGUAUAGUCUAUUUGUGCUCAAUAUAUGCCAAGUUUGUGGAUCAUAUCAGUGUCCAUAUUGUCCUGUCUUCAGUUCAUCAUUCACCCUAUGCACAAAUACAUAUUUAUUGCUUCUUUCUAUAGCAACAUCAACAUUAUUUCUGCUAUGGUGUAUAUAGACUUUUAAAUACUGUAUUUAUAAAAUUAUGAAUAAUUACUCCUUCAUUGGAGUUGAUAAGUAUAUGCCAUAUUGAACUGUUUUUGUAAUAUAUUAUAAUUAUGUACCAUUGAAAAAAGUGGGCAGUAUUCUGAGAAAACAGAUCUGAUGAAUAUUAUUUCAUACUGAAAUAAACCAUUAGUGAUUUUUUUUUUCCUUUGAGAGAAAAUGUAUAAAGCUAAUUGUAUAAAUUUUUACUCAUUUGUUGACACUUAAAUGAUACAUUUUCCUUUAUGUAAAUAUAUUUUGUAUGUAAUAAAGCCAUGCUACUUGUGUGAGAAAGAAUAUUCAGAUAUUUUGCAAUUUUCUUUUAUUUUAAAGAAAAAUUUACUGCUAGAUAAUGUUUUAUGAACAUUUUAUUCAUAAAUGUAUGUUUAUUUUUAGUUUAGUUGUAAAUACAAUGAAGAUUUAUAGUUAUGUAUGAAAUAUUAGGAUGUAUGUAACUCAAAGUCAUACUUUAUUUUUAUUAUAAAAGUACCGAUUAUGUAUUUUACUUAAAAUUGUGUCAAAUCUCAAAAAAACUUAUAAUGAAUGUUUCUCAAUGCAUUAAGAAUGCAACUGAUGUAUAUAACUGUAUUAACUGUUUAUUCUUUCAUGAUUUAUGUAAAUUUUUUUGCCACCAGUUUUAUGGGGCACUUUCCUUUAUAAAGUAACUGUAUACUUC
Molecule: messenger RNA, 5730 nt
Organism: Stegodyphus dumicola
Lineage: Eukaryota; Metazoa; Arthropoda; Arachnida; Araneae; Eresidae
Product: CD109 antigen-like
Cellular component (GO): extracellular region
Molecular function (GO): protein binding; endopeptidase inhibitor activity
Source: RefSeq, a predicted model, not a curated record